UUUCACCUCAUCCUCUCCUCUCCUCUCCUCUCCUCUCUCCUCUCGCGAUAAAGCGGCGGAGUGGUUUGACGGGCAGUCGAGGUUGCAGCAGGCAGAGGGAGACGGUGGAAGGUAAAGCAGGGAGGCAGGCAGCAUCAUGGCGGACAGAGACAGUGGCAGUGACCACGGAGGGCCCACGGCAGGCCCCGGCUCCGGCUCCGGCUCGCUGCCUCCGGGUGCGAUGGGCGCCAUGUCGCGGCUGCAGCACGACACCGAGGAGCUGGCGUCGAAGCGCGUCGACAUCCAGAACAAGCGCUUCUACCUCGACGUGAAGCAGAAUGUGAAAGGCCGCUUCCUAAAGAUAGCCGAGGUUGGCGCUGGUGGCAACAAGAGCCGCCUCACUCUCUCCAUGUCGGUGGCCGUGGAGUUCCGCGACUACCUCGGGGACUUUAUCGAACACUACGCCCAGCUUGGGCCCACCAACCCGGACAUAGUGCAGGAUGAGCCGCGGCGGGCGCUCAAGAGCGAGUUCCUGGUGCGGGAGAAUCGGAAAUAUUACAUGGAUCUGAAGGAGAACCAGAGGGGGCGGUUCCUGAGGAUCCGGCAGACCGUUAAUCGGGGGCCCGGAUUGGGAAGCGCUCAAGGCCAGACUAUCGCUCUGCCGGCUCAAGGGCUCAUCGAGUUCCGCGACGCUCUGGCCAAACUCAUCGACGACUACGGUGUGGACGAGGAGCCGGCGGAGCUCCCGGAGGGCACCUCGCUCACGGUCGACAACAAGCGCUUCUUCUUCGACGUGGGCUCCAAUAAGUACGGGGUGUUCAUGCGGGUGAGCGAGGUGAAGCCCACGUACCGGAACUCCAUCACGGUUCCGUGCAAAGUGUGGUCCAAGUUCGGCAACACCUUCUGUAAAUACGCGGAGGAGAUGAGGAAGAUCCAGGAGAGGAGUAGAGAGAAGCGGGCCUCCGAACUGCUACCUGAGGGCCCGCAAGCAGGAGACGAAGGAGACGACGACUGACGAGGAUUUUAAAGCAGAAAUUGAAACAACACAAAAAAGACAAAAAAACUGCGACAAAAACGAAGACUAUGAAGUGUAAAAUAGAAAGAGAAAUUUCCAAGGGAAUCACCCCACACACAACCUCCACAGUUAUGGCAGCAAGCUUUGCUGUCUCCUCGCUCAUUGUACUGGAUGUCACCCCCACUUACCACCCAUGUAACAGUAAGCCGCUGCUAUCAAGGAUUGAACUAAUAUUUCUAACUGAAAUAUGGCCUUUCCUGACUACAUGACGAUGGUGCUUACUUUGGCUUUGACAUCAAGCUCAUCCUAUACAUCUCAACAUCAUCAUAACUCGCGUCCUUACAUUUCAUUACUUUCUGUUAUGUACUCUCACUACCUUAUUAAAUUUCCGUUGAUGGCAAAAAAAAGGGUGUGCUGUUUUGUACAUUGCUGUUGUUUUAAUGUUGGGGGAGCCUUGUUGUCUGAAAAAUGACUAAUCGCGCAAUAAAAAGUCAUUCCACAUG
Messenger RNA from Sebastes umbrosus (honeycomb rockfish), 1497 nucleotides. It is a transcript of the gene purab, whose product is annotated as purine-rich element binding protein Ab. The coding region runs from base 137 to 994 and encodes 285 amino acids. Gene Ontology annotation, molecular function: DNA-binding transcription factor activity, RNA polymerase II-specific; purine-rich negative regulatory element binding; RNA polymerase II transcription regulatory region sequence-specific DNA binding. The record is from RefSeq and is a predicted model, not a curated record. Gene Ontology annotation, cellular component: nucleus. The transcript is spliced from 2 exons. Gene Ontology annotation, biological process: regulation of transcription by RNA polymerase II. Lineage: Eukaryota; Metazoa; Chordata; Actinopteri; Perciformes; Sebastidae.